Messenger RNA from Homarus americanus (American lobster), 1016 nucleotides. Its product is annotated as probable ATP-dependent RNA helicase DDX27. Bases 49 to 765 code for a protein of 238 amino acids. The record is from RefSeq and is a predicted model, not a curated record. Lineage: Eukaryota; Metazoa; Arthropoda; Malacostraca; Decapoda; Nephropidae. The transcript has 6 exons.
GCAAAUCAUAUUUCACUACAGAUUUUGGUGUUGGAUGAAGCAGAUAGGAUGUUGGAUGACAGCUUUGAUGACCAGUUGAAGGAAAUUAUCAAGCAGUGUUCUGGUAAAUGUCAGACUAUGCUCUUCUCAGCCACAAUGACAUCCAAAGUGAAGGAGUUGGCAGUUGUCUCUCUCAAGAACCCUGUCAAGGUCUUUGUAAAUGAGAACACAGAUGUUGCAAAAAAUUUACGCCAGGAAUUUAUUCGCAUUCGUAAAAAGUACGAUGGUCACCGAGAAGCCAUGUUGGCAUAUCUAGUAUCUCGGUCCUUUAGUCAAAACUGCAUUGUCUUCGUAGAAACAAAGGUUUUGGCUCAUCGUCUGAACAUUCUACUUGGGCUGAUGGGAGUGAGAUGUGAUGAACUACACAGUAACCUUAAACAAACAGACCGUCUUAUGGCACUCAAAAAGUUCAAAGAUGAAGAGGCUGGUGUGCUGAUUGCUACAGACGUUGCUGCCAGAGGCCUUGAUAUAAAGGGAGUCAAAACAAUCAUAAAUUACACCUUACCAAGUAAAUACAGCAAAUAUGUUCAUCGAGUCGGCCGUACUGCUCGAGCUGGUCACUGUGGUCGCUCAGUCAGCUUGGCUGGAGAACGUGAAUUCCUUUUGUUGAAGGAAAUUAAGAGGUGCUCCAAAACUGCAAUGUUUGAAAGAGUGUUAAACAAAGAUAUCCUUGAGAAGUACAAAGCUAAGCUUGACAAACUGGAGCCAGCUACAACGAGUUCUUGAAGAAGAAAUAGAAGAAAAGAAGAUGCAAGCAAUGGAACAGACUAUUAAGACAAUGGAGAAUAAACUAAAAGGCAACAUAGAAAUUAAGCCAGAGAGAACAUGGUUCCAAACAGAUGAAGAAAUCAAAGCUAAAAAGAAAAAUUCAGCAAAAGCUAUUAAACAGAGAAGCCUGGAAAGGCUCAGAAGAGAAAGAGACAUGAACUAAAUGAGAAUGAUCCUAAUGACAGGCGAUUAUGAAGGAGAUGAAUCUC